This is a messenger RNA of Polyodon spathula (Mississippi paddlefish), 3035 nucleotides long. Its product is annotated as patatin-like phospholipase domain-containing protein 2. Lineage: Eukaryota; Metazoa; Chordata; Actinopteri; Acipenseriformes; Polyodontidae. The transcript is spliced from 9 exons. Gene Ontology annotation, cellular component: membrane; lipid droplet; cytoplasm. Gene Ontology annotation, biological process: lipid homeostasis; positive regulation of triglyceride catabolic process; triglyceride catabolic process. The record is from RefSeq and is a predicted model, not a curated record. Gene Ontology annotation, molecular function: triacylglycerol lipase activity.
AAAGGAAGUCAGGAGGAGUAGCCGAGAUUUGGGCGCUGAUUGGGGCCGAGCGGAAUCUGCCACGCCUACAGGGAGCGUGGCCUGAGGCAGGCACCUCCGCCCGGGGCUUGAGCGACAGCGAGGCCGGAGGAUUGAAAACAGCGAGCCGGGACCCGGCCAAGGCAGACAGCGUGAGGACCGAGAGAGGCGAAGCAGGGGGAGCAGUUAUUUCAUAUUAGCAGCAGCAGCAACCGACACGGACAAGAAAACCAAGUCGAGAUAUAAGCCGUGUUCGUUAUUACAGAUUUUAGUUUUCUGUUACGCGGACUGUGAGAAAUGUGAACCGCGUUACGCAAACUAUCAGAGGCACAUACCGGUAAAUCGAAGCGGUGUUUGUGUCACUGUCAGUCCGGGCUGACUGCUGUACUAGUGAGGCGUUCUCCCGUUUCCGCGGUUACUGCUUUUUUUUGUUGUGUAUUUGUUUAUAUUCUCGUUUUCCGUGGCCUGUAUCUGUUGUAAACCCACGCCACUCGUGUGUGUGUUUUUGGCUGGGUGCGUGUGAGUAUGUUUCCGCUGGACUCCCCUUGGAAUAUCUCCUUCGCUGGCUGCGGGUUUCUGGGCAUCUAUCACAUCGGAGUCGCCAGCUGCCUGCGGGAACAUGCCCCGUUCUUAGUGGAGAAUGCGAAAAAUAUCUACGGGGCCUCGGCCGGGGCGCUCACCGCUUCUGCCCUGGUCAGCGGAGCCUGUCUAGGGGAGGCCGGGGCAAACAUUAUUGAGGUUUCGAAGGAGGCUCGGAAGCGCUUCCUGGGGCCCCUGCACCCCUCCUUCAACCUGGUGAAGAUCAUCAGGGGCCACCUGUACAAGACCCUGCCAGCCGACGCACACCUGCUGGCCAGUGGCCGCCUGGGCAUCUCCCUGACCCGUGUGUCGGACGGGGAGAACGUGCUGGUGUCCCAGUACAACACCAAGGAGGAGCUGGUGCAGGCGUGUGUUUGCAGCGCAUUCAUCCCGGUGUACUGUGGACUGAUUCCUCCAACUCUGCAGGGCGUGAGGUACGUGGACGGAGGGAUCACAGAUAACCUGCCACAGUACGAGCUGAAGAACACCAUCACCGUGUCCCCCUUCUCCGGGGAGAGUGACAUCUGCCCUCGAGACCCGUCUACCAACAUCCAUGAGCUGAGAGUCACCAACACCAGCAUACAGUUCACCCUCACCAACCUGUACCGGCUCUCCAAGGCUCUGUUCCCUCCGGACCCCCAGGUGAUGAAGGUCAUGUGCAAACAGGGCUACAAGGACGGCCUGAAUUUCAUCAGGAGAAAUGGUGAGAUGCUCUUCGUUACUGCCUCUCAUUCCAGUCUCAGUCUCUCUGGCUGUCGGUACAGGCAGUAAGAGCCAGCAGUCCUGGACACCACCACCUCGUCCUCUCUCUCGUACUCCGUGCACCCAUCACACCGCCUGGAGGAUCACAUCUUCGAGCACCUGCCUCCCAGACUGCAUCGAGCUCUGGUGGAGGCCUGCAGGGAGAAGAGGAGUCUCUUCAGCUCCAUGUCCAACCUGCUGCCAGUCAGACUGGCCUCUGCAAUGAUGCUGCCCUACACCCUGCCACUGGAGUCUGCUGUGUCCUUCACUGUGAGGUUGCUGGAGUGGCUCCCGGACGUCCCUGAGGAUAUCGAGUGGAUGAAGGCGCAGAGCUACAAGGUGCUUCACUACCUGCUGAGGAACGCCAAGAAGAGUCUGAGCCACCACCUCUCCACCAGGCUGUCCUAUCAUCUGGAGCUGCGCCGCUCUCAGUCCCUGCCCCUGCCUGUGGGCUCCGGGGGCUCCAGCCAGCUGCUGCAGGGCUGGGUGAGGAACAACACCUCUGUGAUGGACCUGAUCCUGAAGGUGGAGGAGUACCAGCGCCAGCUCCUCCCGGGACUGUUGUCUAUCAAUCUGGACAUGCAGGCCUCACUGUGCCACGAGGGGCUGGAGAUGAGACCUCUCAGGCCCUCCCUGCCCCAGGACACAGGCACUGCUUAGGACAGACACUCUGCCUUCUAGGACCCCUGCUUCUCUUCAAUCAGGCAGUACCCUGGACAACCUGAAUACCUUUAAGACCCCUCUUGUUUUCCAACACACUGUCUUAGAUAACUAGGCCUUCUCAGGGCCUGUCUCUUUAAAUCAGGCACUGCUCUGGACAGAGGUGCUUUGUAGGAGCCCUCCUCUUCCAGCAGGCACUUUCCUGAACAGCCAUGCCUUCCAGGACCCCUGCUCCUUUUCCAUCAGGCACUGCUCUGGAGAGCCACCCUGUCUUCCAGGACCCCUUCAGUAUCCUAAUCCUCCAGGUGUACUGGUUAGACUGAGUUGGAAACCAUUCUGAACUGGUCUAACGCUAGGAGGCGGUACUGCGUGUGUGUGUGUGUGUGUGUGUGUGUGGAAUCCAGCACGUUCGCGAGGGUCCCGUGUGACAUCAGUGCCUUCCAUAAAAAAACAAAAAGCAAACCGCAGAGUAAAAGAGCAGCUCUGAAAAAACACAAGAUUCUCUGCUACACAUGAGGGGGGGGGGGUUAAAAUAUAUUUUUAAAAAAUCAAGAAAUCCUAUAUUUUAUAUGUAGAUUGAGAGCAAUGGAGUUUUGAAGUGGAUUAACCAAAUUUGUGGAUGAUUAAUAAUAAUAAUAAUAAUAACAAUAAUAAUAAUGAGUGUGAAAAUAGACUUGCAAUGGUAUAACCACUGAGGACCGUCAAUACCUCUCUCACUUGCUUAUUAAUGUUAACAGUAUAUUAUUCAUCUCCAAAAACCUUUACAUUUUUCCCUUUAAUAAAAUUUGCUCCUGUUGCCUAUAAAGCUUGUCAAAGAAAUGGCUCACGGAAGGAGGCUGCAUCUUAUGUGUGUGUGUGUGAGUAUGAGACACGCCAGUUACUAAAGCUUAUCUUUUGGAGUUCCGUGAUGCUAAAGACUCAAGAUCUCAAACCUCCAAUGAGUAACACACCAGCAAGUUAAAGAGCAAAAUGAUAUGAUUAACAAACGGGACUAACUUCCCCUUGUGUGUGAUACAGUCCACUGUGCUGGGCUCGGC